AAGGGACAGUUUAUUUAGGUGGGAUCAUAGCGUGACGGAUAUCGGUAUAUCCCUCCGCUGUUUUGUCUUCUUUCAAGACUGGUUUUGGUCUUUUCGCUGUUCGCAACGAAGAGAGAACCCGACAUAGCUGAAAAUCUCGUUUGAGAGAAUAUAAAUACAUUAUUAGAAUCGAAAAACAAAUUGACAGGAGCUUUAAUUCACACAUUUAUUGCAAGUAUAAUCGGCGCAUAUUGUAUUUUUUUUAAGAGCGUUAGUUUUCUGUUUUAAUAAGCAUUAACUUACACAGCAAGCUAAGUUAGCUAGCUAGCUAACUUUUCAUAGGUUUUGAAUCACAUGCGCGAGUAGCUGAGCUACGUUAUCAAGUAGACGUUCGUUUUUUUUUUAAAUAGCUAGCUAUCUCUAAAUAUUAUCCAGUCGUCAUUUGGUUGCAGUGUAUAUUAUUUUUGAGAUUUUAGGAAUACACCACACACGUCGUUUAUGGGAUCAUCAUGUCAAUGAAGCAGGCCGGUGGUAAUCGCAAACCCGGCAGUGGUGCUGGCUCCUCUGGUGCCGGGGGAAGUGGCGGACGACAGAAUUUGGGCAGGGGAAGGCUUAGUGUCAAAGGACCUUCAGCAGCGGUUGUCUGUAAUGGUGUAUAUGCAAACAUGAGGAUGGUCCAUGUCUUGACAUCAGUAGUGGGAACCAAUUGUGAACUGAAAGUAAAAAGUGGAAUCGUUUAUGACGGAGUGUUUAAAACAUACAGCCCAGAGUGUGACCUGGUUCUGGAUGCGGCCCACAGAAAGAGUCCUGGGUCCAGCGUAGGCCUGCGACAGGAAGACCUCGUGGAGAGCAUCAUCUUCAAGGCUUCCGACGUGGUGGUGGUGCAUUUCAGAGACGUGGACUUCAAUUUUGCCAGAAAAGUCUCUACUGACACAGAUAACUUCACGGACACUGCAGUGGGCGGCAGAAUCAACGGGGAACACAAGGAGAAGGACCUGGAGCCGUGGGAUGGAGGGUGGCAGCAGCACGUGGUCUCAGGAAGCCUGGAGUCUCUGGACACAGACGUGUCAAAUGGCUGGGACCCGAGUGACAUGUUCAAGUACAACGAAGAGCAGUAUGGCAUCAAGUCGACCUACGACAGCAGCCUGUCCACCUACACGGUUGCCCUGGAGCGGGAUAACUCUGAGGAGUUUCUGAAGCGGGAGGCGCGGGCAGCCCAACUGGCGGAGGAGAUCGAGGCCAGCUCCACCUACAAGUCCCGCGUGGCCCUGGAGAAUGAGGAGCGCAGCGAGGAGGAGAAGUACACCGCUGUGGUGCGCGGAGAGAGGGAGCAGCACACACUCAACAGAGAAAACAAGUACAUUCCCCCGGGUCAGAGGAACAGAGAGGGGAUGUCUUGGGGAGCGGGUCGUCAGAACUCCCCCAGGUUGGCCCAGAGCAGCAGCGGGCCUCCCCGGCCAGGUCUCCACGACUACAGCCCCAGCUCUGGAGCCGACCAGCGGGUUGUCAACGGCGGUGCCACCUCCUGCCCAUCGCCCUCCUCCCGCUACCAGUCAGGCCCCUCCCCUCUCCCACCCAGGGCGGCCACGCCCACCCGGCCUCCCUCCAGACCCCCCUCGCGGCCCUCCCGGCCCCCGUCUCACCCCUCUGCUCACGGCUCUUCAGCUCCCAUCUCCACUAUGCCCAGUAGACGCAUGUCCUCCGAAGGCCCUCCCAGGAUGUCCCCAAAGACACAGCGUACCCCCCGCACCCACAGAGUUCCCCCCGGGAGUAGAGUUCCCCCGGGAGGUGACUUCAUGUCCCAUAAUGCUCCAGGAGAGGUACCGGUGCCCCCGGCUACCCGCAGCAGCUCAUCUGGUGGCACAUGGUCUUCGGUGGUCAGCGGAGCACACAGACCUCGCUCCCCUCGGCAGAACAGCAUGGGCGGGGCCUCCCCUGGUCCCUCGCCCCAGACUGGGUCCGCUUCCGUGGAACCUGUUACCACGCCAAUGUCAGCUUCCUCACCCGCUGCUGCUAGCCCCGCCCCCAAUAUGGCUGCCACCUCAGUAGAGGUGAAAGAUUCUCGGAUCCAGGAGACGAGACAGAACUCUCCUACGGCCAACAAGGAGAACGUGAAACCCCUGGAGAGCUCCCCUAGUAUCAGCAGACCACUCUCUAAAGGACCCCCCUCCAUGGCACCAGACCACAGAAAACAAAUAGACAACUUAAAGAAAUUUAGUGUAGAUUUUAGGUUGCAGUCCAGCUCUAACCCAGACCCACAGUUUCAGCAGAUGAUGACUAAGCCUCCGCGGGACGCAGGAGAGAAGUCCAAGGAGCUUCCUCUGGACAAGGGGUCGGAGGAGGGCCCAGUGGUCCCCGCCGGGGGCAACAAGCCAGACAGCCCUGGCACACCAUCCUCUACCCUCUGUCCCGCCCCGGAGCAGAACAGGGGGCCUGACGUGACCUCGCAGGGCGUCCAGACGUCUGCACCCACCUUCAGCGGAGGAGCCAAGCUUGAAGACAAGGAAGAGGAUGAUCCAGAUCAAAUCAGAAAGUCGACUCUCAAUCCUAAUGCCCACGAGUUCAAACCCAGGGUCUACACUCCUCAGCCCAAGCCGGCCACCACCCCGACCCCCCCUCGGCCCCAAGGCCAGCCCAGCCCCUCCAUCAUGGUGCAGCAGCCUCAACAGGUCUACAGCCAGACGGUCUGCUUCCCCCAGAUGUACCCUCUGACCCCUGUCAGCCCUGGAGUCCAGUCUCCAGCCAUGUACCACGUCCAGAUGCCUCAUAUGACGGUGAGCCAGUCCAAGCCCUACAGACCAGGUAAAGUACCCAACAUGCCCCAGCAGAGGUCAGACCAGCACCACCCCCAGGGCACGCCCACCAUGAUGCACCCGGCCGCAGGGCCGCCCAUCGUGGCCCAGAGCCCUGCCUACUCAGCCCAGUACUUCACCUGCAGCCCACAGCAGUUUACCAGCCAGCAACUGAUGCCCCACUACCAGUCACAGGCCCAGCAUGUGUUCAGCCCGGUGAUCCAGGGUCAGACCAGGAUGAUGGCCCCUCCCACCCACGGCCAUCCUGGCCAGCUGGUCUCCUCCACCACCCAGUAUGGUGAACAGACUCACACCAUGUACGUGUCACAAGGCCCAAUGCCGCAGCAGUACGCCCACCCCAACGCCACCCUGCACCCCCAGCCCUCGGCCACCCCCACAGGCCAGUCCCAGCAGGGCGUGCAGCACAGUGGCAACCACCCGGCCCCCAGCCCGGUCCAGCAGCACCAGGCCCUGCACAUGGGCAACCAGCCCCAGCAGCAGAUGUACCAGGCCCUGGCCCCGACCCCACCCUCCAUGACCCCGGGGCCCAACCCCCAGUCCCCCCAGGGCAACUUCUCCUCAGCCCAGCAGGCCGUCUACCUCCACCCCCAGCAGAUGCAGCACGGCUACAACCCCUCCCACAUGGCCCACAUGCAGCAGGUGAGCUCCACCUUCAGAAGCCCUUCCCUUCACCCUGAGUACAUACUAUAUGAGCAGGCCCAUAUCCAGUCUGGGAUGGUCCCCUCCCACCAUGGCAACCCUGGCCACCCUCAGAUGAUGCUUAUGGCCACGCAGCAGCAAGGUGGCCCCCAGCCCCAACUCCCCCAGAACGCCCUCAACCCCAUCCCAGUGUCCUCCACUACGCACUUCUCUUACUUGGCACACCCCCAAGUGCAACAACACCAUCAACAGCAGCUGUAGAGGGUGCUGUGGAGAACAUGGACCCCUCUACCACCCUCGCUCUCUAAGAGUCUUCACACAAAGAGAAGAAGCCACACAGCUCUCAUCAUGCUACAUGUGCUUUCCUCUCCCAGUCAGAAAGUUCAACAGGUUGUUGCAGUGGACAGAGGUUUUAUUGGUUUAGAGUUCUGCUAAUAACAGAAAGGACUCCUCACACUUCCCCACACACACCUUAAACACACCUGCAGAGGGUCCCUAAGUGAAACUUGAUUCGGCUUGCCAAUUGAGAACGUAAAAAAAGAACUGGAACUUGCAUUUUGUCUGCACCUUGAUAUGAAAAUUCUUCCAACUUGGACAGUAUUAACGUGACUGUUUAAUUGCUGCUACUAUUGCUGCGUUCAAGACUUCAGAACAGGUUCUAACUAAACUAAAACAAAUUAAAAUCUUCCUGUAAUUAAUAACAAGUUUGGCCUAAAGAACAGAAGUAUAAUUUAUGAAUUAAGAUGGCUAAGGUGAUCCCACUUCUCACCUGACCAUUAUGUAACUUAAGUUAAAAUACAUUUUACUUUGUAGAUAAUAUAAAUUAAAAAAAUUAGGAAAUAAAAGUUUUAAACUGG
This is a messenger RNA of Coregonus clupeaformis (lake whitefish), 4288 nucleotides long. Its product is annotated as ataxin-2. NCBI's taxonomy places the organism in Eukaryota, Metazoa, Chordata, Actinopteri, Salmoniformes, Salmonidae. The transcript has 24 exons. Gene Ontology annotation, molecular function: RNA binding. Gene Ontology annotation, cellular component: cytoplasmic stress granule. The record is from RefSeq and is a predicted model, not a curated record. Gene Ontology annotation, biological process: cytoplasmic stress granule assembly. Bases 489 to 3692 code for a protein of 1067 amino acids.